CCCCCUCUCAAGUCCCUCCCCAAACCCUAGACGAUUCACCACUCACCCGACCCUCUUCUCUUCCGUCAUCCUCUCUCUCUUCUCUUCCCUUUCACCUCUCAAAAUGGUAACGCACCCAAGAACUUGAAAACCCAGAAGAAGAAGAAAGAAGAAAGAAGAAAAAGAUGAUCAGCGGAGCAGAUUUCUCCCUCACGACCACCGCCGCCCUCCUUCUCCCUCACGACUCACGACCACCGCCGCCUCACGACCGUCGCCUCCACCAUCGUCGACGUCGCCGCGCCGCCUCCACCAUCGUCGACGUCGCCCCGCUGCCUCCACCCUCGCCGCCCCGCCGCUCGACCUCCGCCUCCACUCGCUGCCGCCUUCACUCGCCGCCGCCGCGCCUCUGCUCUGUGUUUCCAGAUCUAAAAUGGAAGAAGGAAGGAGGGAGAAGGAAGGAGUGGUGGGUGUUGUGGGUUUGAAAUGGAGGAAGGAGAGAGAAGGAAGAAGUGGUCUCUGGUGGGUGGAGACUGGAGAGGAAGGAGGAAGAAGAUAAGGAUUUAGUGGUAGGGAAUUUUCGUUUGUUUGUUUUUUUUUAUUUUUUUUAGAGAAGGGAGUAUUUUUUGGUAUGCGGCUAACAGAACCAAAACCGAUAACCGACCGGUCGGUGGUCGGCUAGCCGUGGUAACCCUCACGGUCGGUGGUCGGCAAUAGAAGGUGGUUGCUCGGUUUAACCGAUAACUGAGAAAUCAGUUUUUGGUUAAACCGAAACCGACCGACUGCCACCCCUACUUUAGAUGACUGGGCGACCGGGCACACUGAUUUCCCAAAGUUUGGGUGUUGGGUGUGGGUAUGCUGUUGGUGGAAGGAACAUUAGUUAUCAUGGGAUAAAGCAUGGGUUCGUUGCGUUUUGGUGGUGGGUUACGGGUGUUUGGCGGAAUGGGAGAAGGAGAUGGUGUGGACAAAGAUGCAGGAACAUUUUGAUGAGUUUGUAAAGCUAGUUUUGGGCUUGGAGAUGUAAAAAUAGACCCAUUAAGAUCAAGUGGCGAAUUUGGGCUUAAGGUUGGUGAUAAAGCCGGCCCAAAAUGAAAGAUGGGAUGGACUGAUUGGUUUUGGGUUGUGUACUUGUGUUUGGCAAGGUUGGAGGGCCCAAGGGUUGUGGUUGAGCAGAAUUUAAAGUUAGGUUUAAAGGGUCACCUUCUUUCUCCUCUGCAAUCGUGGAGUGGGAAGAGGUGUUGAUUGUCUGCUUCUUCUUCGAGGAGAGUUGUUGCCUUGAAUCUUCUUCAAUUGUUAAAUUGCCCAUGUGCAAUUUAAUUCUCUGUGCCCCUCCCUGCUUGAACCGAAAACCAUACUCUGUUCGUCAAUGUCAAUUUCUUUAUUCUUGGCCAGGGAAGCUGGUUGCUUAGAAUUAUUACCGAUAGGCUCGCCCAUCCCGAGUCCGGAUAGUAUAACAACACUCUUUGUGUUGUUAUAAUAACAAUAGGAUUCAUUAAGGGAAAAUGGUAAAUUAACAAUAAAAAUAAUAAAUAAAAAUUAACCCUACUCAUUUUCCCGUUCGCUCUGAACCACAUGCCCUGUCUCUUUCACACUCCCGCUGGAUCUUGUUUCUUCUUCUCCCAUGCCGGCUUUCCCUGAAAAAUCAAAACCCUCACCGGCGUUCCAACUCCGUCAUCUCUCCAUCGUCACUCGAAUCACGACCUCCGAGGCCGGAGAUGAAGGAACCCCAUCCAUGGCGAAUCAACCAUCACAUGCGACGAACAAUAGGAGUGGUUCGUCUCCUUCACCAAUCUUGCUGACGGAAUAGUCACUCUUGCCUCCUACGUUGGGCUUCUCAUGACGCUGGGCAUCACGAGUAGCGAUUCGCGAUCUUUCAGGCAGCCGUCAUGUUCGCUUCCAUUGCGCAGCCUAUUUACACCCAAGAAAAUCACCUUAAGCACAAUGGUAUUGUGGUAAAGCCAGGGUAGUCAAAAUCGCGCAUUAAAACGUAAAAAUUUAC
Linum trigynum is the source of this 1975-nucleotide messenger RNA. The record is from the annotation of a GenBank genome assembly. Lineage: Eukaryota; Viridiplantae; Streptophyta; Magnoliopsida; Malpighiales; Linaceae.